Sinocyclocheilus anshuiensis is the source of this 682-nucleotide messenger RNA. Its product is annotated as RNA-binding protein Musashi homolog 2-like. Gene Ontology annotation, biological process: regulation of translation; central nervous system development. The record is from RefSeq and is a predicted model, not a curated record. Gene Ontology annotation, molecular function: mRNA binding. Gene Ontology annotation, cellular component: cytoplasm. NCBI's taxonomy places the organism in Eukaryota, Metazoa, Chordata, Actinopteri, Cypriniformes, Cyprinidae. The transcript has 7 exons. The coding region runs from base 157 to 573 and encodes 138 amino acids.
CCACGCCCUCUCCUGAGAGGGGCGGGAGCUGCGCGCAGAUCACACGUGUGACGCUGGCGCUCCCGCUUCGGUAACAUUCCUUGAGCUGGGGCUGCAGUGCCUGUGUGUGUGUGUGUGUGUGUAUGCGUGUGUUUGGAGUUGGUUGGGCUUUGAGCUAUGGAAGCGGACGCGAGUCAACUCACCUCUGGAAGCCCGAAUGAUUCGCAACACGACCCGGGUAAAAUGUUUAUCGGUGGCCUCAGCUGGCAAACCUCACCAGACAGCCUUAGAGACUAUUUCAGUAAAUUCGGGGAGAUCAGAGAAUGUAUGGUGAUGCGUGACCCCACAACCAAACGCUCCAGAGGGUUUGGCUUCAUCACGUUUGCAGAUGUUUCCAGUGUAGAUAAAGUCUUAGCACAACCACACCACGAAUUAGACUCCAAGACGAUUGAUCCUAAGGUUGCCUUUCCUCGACGCGCUCAACCCAAGAUGGUCACAAGAACAAAGAAAAUAUUUGUGGGUGGAUUAUCAGCGAGCACAGUCGUUGAAGAUGUGAAACAGUAUUUUGAACAGUUCGGAAAGACAAAGGACUGAAGUGACAACGUUGAUUUAUGCUGGAAGAUUUGACCCUUGCACUCACACUAAGGGCACAGCUAACACACUUGCUGGGAAAGAGACAGACAGAAAGACAGAGAGAGUGAAG